UAGGAUUUCCUAAAAAUCAAUAACUUUGGACCAGUGGUUUCCGCAUAAUCUUAUUUUAAGAUUUCAGAAGCCAGAAGAACAAGCCUCUUUGCAAAGACGUAAAUAUUCAAGUUUCUUGGUACUUUUUAUAAUUUGGUGAAAACUAGCGGACGUUAGGUUUUGAAUAAAAUGUGGUGGCUCAGAAGUAUGCGACCUCUCCAACGCGCGGGAAAACGAAUAUAUGGAACCUUCCAUGACACCUUGGAUCAAUUGACUGGUAUUCAAAAACGGGAACUUCUGGCUCACCUUGCUGGCGAGUGCGAUCCUUUCCGUAUUCUGAGUAUUAAGAAAGGACCAGGAACUCAUGAAUGUCCCAACCUCAUACCAAGCGCAUACUGUAGCCGCCUUGUGGGCUGUGUGUGUCACCCCGACACCAUGCACAUUGAAUGGAUUGUGGUGCAUAUGGGAUGGCCCAGGCGGUGCGGCUGCGGUUACUGGUUCGAGCUAUGCCCCAUUGCGCCGCUGUAA
Messenger RNA from Pararge aegeria (speckled wood butterfly), 507 nucleotides. Its product is annotated as cytochrome c oxidase subunit 5B, mitochondrial-like. NCBI's taxonomy places the organism in Eukaryota, Metazoa, Arthropoda, Insecta, Lepidoptera, Nymphalidae. Gene Ontology annotation, cellular component: mitochondrial envelope. The record is from RefSeq and is a predicted model, not a curated record. The coding region runs from base 169 to 507 and encodes 112 amino acids. Gene Ontology annotation, biological process: mitochondrial electron transport, cytochrome c to oxygen. The transcript has 3 exons.